UCCAAUCAGAGUUUAAAUGAAGAUGAUCCACAUGAUCAUCAAAGUUUGGAAGGUCAAGUCCAGAAAAUGAAGAAUGAUAUCCUGGGUUUAAACUAUCCAGAAGAUAGUGAAGUGAAGGAUCCCCUGCCUCAGAUCGAGCUGCAGGCUGAGACAAGGAGAAAAGUUAAGACCAAGAGGAGGACCAGUGCCAACAGGUCCACAGUUGAACAGAGCACUGAUAGUGAUGCGGCUGAGAGAGAUUUUGUUGAUAAUCAGAAUGAUGAAGAUGAGGAAAAGGUGAAGAAGGAUCCCCUGCCUCAGAUGCAGCAGGAUGCCGUGAAAAGAAAUAAAGUCAAGGCCAAGAGGACCAAGAGAAACAAAGUGGAGCAGAUCACUGAUGCAGGUCCCUCUACAUCUGUGGAAUUCUCUGGGAUGGCAGUUCAGGGGACAUCUCACCAGGGACAAUCUAAUGAGAAGAUCCUAAGUGAGUGUGUCUUCAGGGCCUGUCAGACCAGGGCUCUUGACCUCCCGCCAAUCGAUCCGGAUGCUUUCAACCCGAUUAUCAUCCAGUUUCUGGAAAAACUUACUGAGGAUAUCCGGCAAGUCCCUGACAGAAUCAGAGAGAUCCUCUACCACAAACCUGAAGGUUCGCAAGAGAGGCAGCAGCAAAUCCUCAAGGUCUUGCAUGGCCAAAUCAAGCUCCUCAUGUAA
Messenger RNA from Oncorhynchus kisutch (coho salmon), 690 nucleotides. RefSeq lists its product as uncharacterized. The coding region runs from base 67 to 690 and encodes 207 amino acids. The transcript is spliced from 5 exons. The record is from RefSeq and is a predicted model, not a curated record. NCBI's taxonomy places the organism in Eukaryota, Metazoa, Chordata, Actinopteri, Salmoniformes, Salmonidae.